This is a messenger RNA of Danaus chrysippus (African queen), 1944 nucleotides long. NCBI's taxonomy places the organism in Eukaryota, Metazoa, Arthropoda, Insecta, Lepidoptera, Nymphalidae. The record is from the annotation of a GenBank genome assembly.
AUGAGCAGAUCAUGGGAACCGACGAAGACAUUAAAUUUUGAUAAACCUUAUUCACCGCAAGAAUUAAAAAAUGUGGUCGCGAACUCAGUCUACAUUGAUGCAAUUAUAGAAGCGGAAAGUAAUGAAAGUGGUGUUUCUAAAGAGAAGUUGAAAAAGGAAAUAUGGGAAUAUCUAGACGAAAUGGCAAUGGAUAAGAAAAUGCAUGUGGUAAGGUGGAUGGGAGUUGUGUUCCUGAAGAUCUGUUUUAUGAUGAAAAUAGGAGUAUUUGUAAAUGAAGCAGCUGUAUUAAAGUUAAAAUCAACAAUGGGAAUGAAUCCAGUACUGUUUCUGCCCACUCAUAGAAGCUAUGCAGAUUUUUGUCUCAUGACAUACCUUUGCUACCAUUAUGAUAUUGAUCUUCCUGCAGUUGCUGCGGGCAUGGAUUUCGCGUCAAUGGCGGUUGUUGGACAAAGUAUGCGUGAAACUGGAGCUUUUUAUAUCCGUCGUACUUUGGCGGGGGCUCCACUGUACGCGGCUGCUUUGAGACGAUACGUGCGGGCUUUGGUGGCGUCCUAUCACGCGCCUGUAGAAUUCUUUCUAGAAGGUACCAGAAGUAGAAGCAAUAAGAGCCUUCCGCCCAAGUAUGGUAUGUUAUCUAUGUCUCUGGCGCCGUACUUCAGUCGUGAAUGUACAGACGUGACACUGGUACCGGUCAACAUUAGCUACGACCGUAUCAUGGAGCAGAAGCUGUUCGCGUACGAACACCUCGGAGUGCCAAAGCCUAAAGAAUCUACUGGAGGUCUAAUCAAAUCACUGCACAAGCUGAACGACCACUACGGUAAUAUAUACGUGAACGUCGGCGAUCCGAUAUCAUUAAAGGAAUAUUUGGGAGACCAAGAUGGUUUGACCAAAGAAAUGUUGAAGCCGACGGAACUUCAGCAGAUUACAAAGGAACAGAUGAUAAAGAUACAGCACGUGGCCAACUAUGUGAUCACACAACAGCAGAAAUGCACAGUUGUGACUAUAUCCAAUUUAGUGGCCGUAGUAUUGAUGGAGAGCUUGGUGAGGAACGAACCGCUGGAACUGACCCAGGUCUUGGUUAAACUGGACUGGCUGAUCCAGGUGUUGAGGGACCUGGGCGCGACUGUAUUCGAAAAUGAUCUCAAGCCUAACUUGGAGAGGAUACUAGUGGUUCACAAGAACCUAAUGAGAAUUGACAGGGACAAAAAGCUGAAGCUCGUGUCCAGCGCUAUGAUGGACGUCAGUCCGGACGUUCAGAACAAGAUGAAGGGUCAUCUAUUAAAGGCUGAAACGAUGGUGAAUGCUUUGCCCAUUAUAGAACUCCAGCUAUACAUGAACCCUGUCCUGCAUUACCUGCUACCACCAGCGCUUGUAUACCUCUUAGUAAGAAGACGACCUUUAUAUAAAGAGGAGCUGUUGGCUGAAUAUCUUCAAAUCCGCAGAUUAUUAAAAUACGAAUUCUUUUAUAUGGAGGAAUCGGAGGAAAGGGUAUUUUCUUCGAGUGUUCAGUUUCUGGUGAAGGGCGGAGCCCUGUGUGAGGGCGCAGGCCUAUUGGAGGCGACCGCUCCGACCGCACUAGGAGACCUGCUACAGUCAGCGACACUUAGCUCGUUACACACCAUGAGGAUAUGCGCUGAACAUAUGAUGAAGGUGGGUAAGUGUCUAGAGAGUCAGGCGUUGAAACAUGUCCAGGCUGUUGUGGAGGAGUCCCAGGUUCAUCCUUACUGCCUCAGUCUGGACGCUAUCGGCCGCUGUCUACGAGGACUCGCUGAGGAGGGGGCGCUUAUUAGGAGCAGAGGGAAACAAGUAACAUAUGAGGUUGUGGGACACAAAAUGGAGGAAUGCCAUCGAUUAGUGACGUCAGUUCUGCCAAAUAUUAACAUAGAAUGUGGUACAAACAACUCGGUUAUAUUAAACCAGGAAACACUGAAAUCCAAAUUGUAA